Trypanosoma rangeli is the source of this 3915-nucleotide messenger RNA. RefSeq lists its product as uncharacterized. Gene Ontology annotation, cellular component: Golgi apparatus; COG complex. Gene Ontology annotation, biological process: intra-Golgi vesicle-mediated transport. Lineage: Eukaryota; Euglenozoa; Kinetoplastea; Trypanosomatida; Trypanosomatidae. The record is from RefSeq and is a predicted model, not a curated record. Bases 1 to 3915 code for a protein of 1304 amino acids. The transcript has a single exon.
AUGUCCUCCGGGGAAGCGGUGCAGGAGGUGCGGCGCAUCUUCACAAACAACACCGUGGAGCAGGUCCGCGACUACCUCAGCACCAUCACCCGCGGCAUACAAGAGAGCGAUGAUCGGCUUAAGCAUAUUGUGGGGCAGAGUUACCGCGACCUCAUUGCGGCCUGUGAUCAGGUGGUGGGGAUGGAGCAGACCUGCAAGAGGCUGCUGCAGCUGCAGAAGGAGCUGCACAUGGAGCAACAGCUGACAUCGUCUGCAUCGCCGUCGCCGCAGGCUCUUCUGGAGGUGUUGGAGCUAGAGAACUCCUCGCGAUGCGUGGGCGGCACUCCAUCCCCCGCGGCGACGCUGUGUGGAUUCCAAGAGGAAGAAAUUGUGGACGCUUCAGCGCAUGCAAACGGGACAAACGCACCGAGAUCAGCUUUGUGUGAGAGGCUAAUAUUUCAACAGCGCUGCAUUGCAAUUGAGGGGCUGCUUGGGGCCCAGCAGGUCCAGAAGGCGGCCACCGUCUGGCAGGAGUUACGGGAUGGGUUGGAGGGUGAGACGACGUUCACCGUGAAGAGUGUGACGGCGAUGGAGGAGUCAUGCAACACGUUAGUUGCUCACGUGCGCGACAAGCAUCAGGAAAAGCAACGUUUGUUGCUGGAUUCGUACGGGAAUCGCAUUCGACAGGCAAUUCGUGACUUACUUCGCAACGAUGCGGAUGAUGCCGCGCGACAUACAGUGGACUCGGCGGGUGGGGCAAAACAAACGAUGCGAGGCGCUGACAGUAGGAGCGACAUGCAGCGGCAGGCGACAGGCACGGUGGUGGACAGCCUCGCGGAGGGGAGUGAAGUUAUGGCAGCGGCAAUGACACACAUGACGGAGGCGCAUGCGGCACUGGGCGUCCUAGACGCCGUAGCCGCACCAAGUGCCCUGCAACAACUCAUUGCACUCGUGGCUGCCAUGAUUGAAGGGGAGCUGCAGUUAAUCUCUGAAGCAGUCUCCGAAAGGAUGCCGCCACGACGAGGAAGACGCGGUGGUGCAGGUGCGCCGGUGAGUGUUGGGGGCCAGUCAUCUGGUGCGGUGGGGUGGUUGCGGGGGGUUUUGACGCUUCCGGUGUGGCUUCUGGACGACGAGGCGGCGUCGCAGCUCUCGAAGAGAUGGACGCCACCAAACACGGAGGCAACAAAUUUGGGCAACACAGUUCCUCUAACCGCAGUAGCAACAACGACGACUACCAGUAAUACGGGUACCACUACAUCUGGUAGAUUUAACGGUGAAGCAAACUCAAGGGCGAAGGACACAGCCAUUGCCUUGCAUCUGCUACAGCGCACUCAGCAGCUGUUUUUUCACCUUGUGGCCUACGCGGCGUCGGUGCUGCCGCGGCUCUGUGGCUCCGAAAGGGACGUCAGAAACGAGGCCCCGUUGCCGCAGGACGGGGCUGCUUCUGCUGCUGCCGCCGCCGUUGUAGAGAACAAGGGAGAGGAUAUCGAUGGGUACGUGGAUUACCAACGGCAACAGCGUUCACUGCAGUCACUUCUCACACUUCGAGGGCGGCUGUUGUCUCAGCAACAGGAGGAUGAGGAUGAGGCGAGCAAAGAGGCAUUGGAGCUUGGCGGUCGAGUGGCUAAACGCGUGGGCGUUACUGUGACACGGGAUGUCUUGUCCAACUCGCUUCGCAGUGCCCCGGAGGAGGCGUGGGAGGCCUCAUUGAGUGGAUCAAGCGCACUCGUGCCGCUCACUCUUUCGGGUGGGCCUAGUGCGCACAAGCGCUCGCGGCUGCGAACGAUGUACGUUCGCGAGGUGAUGCGGCAGGUGUGUGGGAUGCAGCUUCUCGACCCGCAGCUUCUGCAGCGACGGCGGCUGGCAAAGCCGAUCUCCGCGUCGGAUCCCGGCAGCAGCAACAGCGAACGUGCGGCGUCUGCGUGGGCGGAGGUGAGGCGGAACCUGACGGCCGUGCAGGCGACCCUGUCACGGCUGUUGGGUUGCGUCGCGGACGCUGGUCUCCUGCGCAGCCCGCGUUUUGUGGCCAUGCAGGAGCGACUCGCACUGCAGGAGGCCACACGACUGCAGCAGUGGCUCAGGCAAAACCUCGGCCAGGGCGCGGUGCUCUUCGACAUCGCGUGGUGGACGGAGACGGUGCACAACACGACGGAGCGCGCCCUUGUGAAUGCUGUCCGCACGGCACUGCGAAAGGCGGACGUCGUCUGGAACGCCACGCUGCAAUGCAUCCAGAUGGAGAGCUGCCGCCCCCAGCGUGAACCGUUGCCAGCCCCGUCACAGGCGCCCCCACCACCUGCAUGCGUGGACGCCUCUGCGAAGGCGCGGCCAAUGACGUUGUCGCACUUGUCCCAGCGGCUUCUGUCCCGCUCACUCUCUGUGAGCCAGCUCAUUGCUGCGGUGCACCGCAGUGAUGGAAAGAGACCUGCGUCUUUCGUAUCGUCUUCGGCUUUGGAAGGGCGCACCCGCACUCGUGGAGAAGAGGGUACCACAACGAGCGCGCUUCUCGCCCGUGCGGUGGUGCAGUCUAUGUGGACACAUUCCAAGGUGACCGUUGAGGGAACGACAGAGGGCGCAUCUCAGCUGAACGCACGCGGUGCUCGGAGCCUCACUUCCGACAUGCCACCAGCUGGAGGCCUGUCGGCGGAUCUCGUUACGGCGACGAUGGGUGGAAGCAAGCGUGUCAUGCCGCUUGACGUGGUGGAUGAGAUGCUGUUUGUAGACGGCGGCGAGGCUGAGGAAGAGGAGGAAGUGGCUGAGGAAGGAGAGGAGGGGGGUACUCCUAAUGCGCAGGGAACGGAGGGCAAUAAGCUGCAAGCAAAGAAAAAGGCAUUCGUCUCCUCCUUCAUUUCGUUGUAUCCAGCAUGCUUGGAUGCAGAAAUGCGUGAAGGUGAGGACCAGGUCGCCGUGUCUGAGCGAAGCGUGUUGCUGCAUAUGCUGCAGCGCAUUGCUAACUCUGAGAAGUUGUGCGCCGCGGCGCAGACACCCGUGCAGAGUCUCAUCACGACGUGGAUGUCGGGUGCUUUGGGGCGCGUACAGGCGAUGAUGCAGAGCGAAACGGCGGAGCAUCAGCAGCCUCAGCAACCGCUGCAGCAGGGGGAGUCCUUUGAAUGCCAUGCGGCGAUGAUCGUCUUUUUUCAUCGUCUCUCGUUGCUUGUGGAUGUGCUGCUGCGCGUGUUGGAGGCGACGCCAGCGGUGUCAGCCGCGGCAGGGACACUUGUGCAGGAGCUGCGUCAGACGGUCAUUGCGUGCCAUACGCCAUGGGUGCAGCUCCUGCGACGGGAGUGGGAGAGUGGACUCUGCACGGCAUACAGGGAGGCAUUGGCGGCCGUCACAGCCCCCACAGUUGAUGCCGUUGCGCCAUCGCUGGUGGCACGGCGCUACGCGCUGGAGUAUGCGGCAUGCUGGUAUCAUGUCUCUCGCCAUUUGAAUCCGCAGGAGCGGAGUGAGGAGAAGGCGGUGGAAGCGGGGGGACAGGCAGUGGCGUACCCAAUCCAGCUCACUCCACACGUGGCGGAGCUCCUGUUAACGUUGCAGCAUAUCCUGUACACGGUUAGCGUGGGACGGUGUCUACACGAGACGGUAUUUCCGCUUGUUGUACGCGAGUUGCUAGACGGCACGGCAGCGGCUGCACUGAACUUUGUCCUGCCCACCCUGACCUCUGACAGGCGUACACACAUGAAUGGGGAUACGGGCAGCCAUGGCGGCAGCAGCGAUGCGAGCAACCCUCAAACCCUGCAUUUGCAGAUGAUGACGGACCACGCGACGGACGUCAGCAAUCGUGACGGGGGCACUGACGGCGACGGCGGCGUCGAUGACGACGAGAAGGAGGAGGCGCUGUUGCAGUUGUACUUUGAUGUGCAGUUUAUCACCAGGCUUCUUGUCCCACCGGAGGCGGCUUGCCGUGUCCUCCACGGCGGCGGUGCUGCGUGCGAUUGA